Molecule: messenger RNA, 1557 nt
Organism: Coccomyxa subellipsoidea C-169
Lineage: Eukaryota; Viridiplantae; Chlorophyta; Trebouxiophyceae; Coccomyxaceae
Product: P-loop containing nucleoside triphosphate hydrolase protein
Exons: 11
Coding region: 1-1557 (518 amino acids)
Cellular component (GO): membrane
Molecular function (GO): ABC-type transporter activity; ATP binding; ATP hydrolysis activity
Source: RefSeq, a predicted model, not a curated record
AUGCACCAGGAUGUAUACUACAUAGUGAGGAAUCAGGCAAACAAAAAGGAGAAGAUCUCCAUCCUGCAUGGCGUCUCUGGCUACUUCAAUCCUGGCGAGAUGGCAGCUGUCAUGGGCCCCAGUGGGUCCGGCAAAUCCACCCUGCUGGAUCUGCUGGCCGGCAGAAAGACCAUGGGCGAGCAGAAGGGAGACAUCCUGUUCUCGGGAGUGCAGCCGACGCGAGCCUUCCUGCGACGCUACACAGGCUACGUGGAGCAGUUUGACACGCUGCUGCCGGAGCUGACGGUGCGCGAGAUGCUGCUGUACACGGCGGAGCUCAAGUGCGAGAUGAGCGAGCCGCUGUCCAAGAAGCGCGCGCGCGUGGACCAGCUGCUCGAGCUCCUGGCGCUGCAGGGCUGCUCUGGCACGCUCAUCGGCGACACCCUCGCACGCGGCAUCUCCGGCGGCCAGGCCAAGCGGACAAACAUUGGCAUUGCCCUGAUCACCCAUCCACGAGUGCUGUUCCUGGACGAGCCCACCUCUGGCCUGGACUCCUACACAGCCCAUGAAGUGAUGACUGUCGUGAGGGGUCUGUGCAAGCGGGGGAUCACAAUCUGCGCAACAAUUCACUGCCCCCCGCCCCACACAUUCACCCUCUUUGACCGCGCGCUAAUAAUGCAGCGCGGCCGCACCGCCUACUUUGGCCUCAAUGGCCAGCCCGCCAUUGACUACUUCUACAAUCACUUUGAAAAGAAUGAGAAUUUGGCUGAGUGGAUUGUGGACAUCACCACCGAUGCUGACCGCCAGGGCUCCGACAAAUUCACCGCCGUGUACAGAGACUCGCAGCAGAGGAAGCAGACGGAUGUAGAGGUGGCGGCGCUCGUCGAAGCAGAGUGCAACAAUGUCUCUAAGGCCACGCUGAAGGUAUGUGGGCCUUUUGUAAUGCCUUAUGCUGCAGCCAUUUCUAUUCAGUAUUACCGCACGGCCAACAACUACCGCUGCUGGCUCUACCUCUUUGGCCGGCUCUUUGACAAGACCUGCUUCACCUUCCUGACUGCCACCUUCUACCUCUGGGUCGGCGCCAAUAACACUGCCGAGAACGCACCUAACAUUGCCGGCCUGCUCUUCAUGUGGGUGAUUCUGCCAGCGUAUGGGGCGGGCCCCUACUUGCCAGCCAUUGUCAUGGAGCGGCCGGUCUAUGUGCGAGAAAUGAGUGACGGUCUGUACAGCCCCCUUACCUAUCUUAUGUACAAGAUGAUAGAGGAGCUCUUCAUGGCGUUUCUGAUGAGCAUAGCAUUCAGCUUGCCCGUCUACUACCUUUGCAAGCUGCAGGGCUCCUUUUUCAUUGUGUGGCUGGUGUGGCUAGUGUCGCUUGCAGACGGCAUAGCAUUUGCGUAUGCAACUGCGGCAGUGUCGCCCAACAUGGACAUUGCGAAUGCCGUGCUGCUGACUUACCCCACCGCGCUGCUCUUUGCUGCCGGCUUCUUGCUGCGUUGGGUGGACAUCCCCAGAUACUGGAUUUGGUGCGCCCCUCACAUGCAACUUGAUGCCAUCUCCAUCCUCGAUAUUCGUCACUAG